ACACGUCAUGAUUUCAUACAGUGAGUUUCCGGUGAGGUCACGAAUGACACGUGUAUUCAAGAUGGCGGCCGCUAUGGAGUCGUGGGUCAUGCUGCUGCUCCUCUCUCUGCUGCCUGUGGUCAUGCCGUUCUAUGUGCCUGGUGUUGCACCAAUUGAUUUCCAUCAGAAUGACAACGUUGAGAUCAAGGCAGUAAAGCUCACCAGUUCCAGAACUCAGCUACCCUAUGAGUACUACUCGCUUCCCUUCUGUCGACCCACAAGCGUUGUGUACAAAGCUGAGAAUUUGGGCGAGGUUCUACGCGGCGAUCGUAUCGUGAACACUGCAUACCAGGUGAAGAUGAACCAGGACAAGAAGUGCGAGCUGGUGUGUUCAAAACCAGGACAGCCCAUUAAACUCAGCGUGACCGACAGCAAGCUGUUUGCUGAGCGCAUCCAAGAGGAGUACUAUGUUCACCUAAUUGCAGACAAUCUUCCUGUGGCCACCAGGCUGGAGUUUUACCCAAACAGAGAGGCAGGAACUGAUGAGGAACAGAAGAAAGACAUAGUAAAAGAUGUCCAGUUUGAACAUGGCUACAGAUUGGGCUUCUCUGACAAUAACAAGUACUACUUGCACAACCACCUGUCCUUCAUUCUGUACUACCACAAAGAGAAGGUUGAGGAGGAAGAGGAGCAUAAUUUCCGCGUUGUACGCUUUGAGGUGGUGCCACAGAGCAUCAAGCUAGAAGACCUGAAGACUGAUUUGAAUGGUGCGUGUACGUUACCGGAGGCGAGUGGUUCUGCUCCUCAGGAGAUUGAUCCUUUGAAAGAGAACAGUGUGCUCUUCACCUACUCUGUGCACUGGGAGGAGAGUCAGGUGAAAUGGGCAUCUCGCUGGGACACGUACCUCACCAUGAGCGAUGUACAGAUUCACUGGUUCUCCAUUGUAAACUCGGUGGUGGUCGUAUUCUUCUUAUCAGGCAUCCUGAGUAUGAUAAUCAUCAGGACCCUGAGAAAAGACAUAGCAAACUACAACAGAGAGGAUGACAUUGAGGACACCAUGGAAGAAUCAGGCUGGAAAAAUGUCCAUGGAGAUGUUUUCCGGCCACCUCAGUAUCCCAUGAUUCUGAGCUCUCUGCUAGGUUCUGGGAUUCAGCUCUUUUGUAUGAUCCUCAUCGUUAUCUUCGUGGCCAUGCUAGGCAUGUUGUCUCCAUCUAGUCGGGGGGCUCUGAUGACCACUGCCUGCUUCCUCUUUAUGUUUAUGGGUGUGUUUGGUGGCUACUUUGCUGGCCGUCUAUAUCGCACUCUGAAAGGUCACAGAUGGAAGAAAGGAGCUUUCUGUACUGCGACCCUGUACCCUGCAGUAGUGUUUGGAAUCUGUUUUGUGCUGAACUGUUUUAUCUGGGGAGAGCACUCCUCAGGGGCUGUACCGUUUACCACAAUGCUGGCUCUGUUAUGUAUGUGGUUCGGGAUCUCAAUGCCUCUGGUCUAUUUGGGCUACUACUUCGGCUUCCGCAAACAGCCCUACGACAACCCUGUACGCACCAAUCAGAUCCCACGGCAAGUUCCAGAGCAGCGCUGGUAUAUGAACAAGUUUGUAGGGAUCCUGAUGGCUGGCAUUCUCCCCUUCGGUGCAAUGUUUAUUGAGCUCUUCUUCAUCUUCAGUGCUAUCUGGGAAAACCAGUUUUACUACCUGUUUGGCUUCCUCUUCCUGGUCUUCAUCAUUUUGGUGGUGUCCUGUUCCCAGAUCAGUAUUGUCAUGGUCUACUUCCAGCUCUGUGCAGAGGACUACCGCUGGUGGUGGAGGACGUUCAUAGUGUCAGGAGGUUCUGCUUUUUACGUGCUCAUCUACGCCAUUUUCUACUUUGGAAAUAAGCUGGACAUUGUGGAGUUCAUUCCCUCCUUGCUGUAUUUUGGCUACACAGCCCUGAUGGUUUUAUCCUUCUGGCUCCUGACUGGAACAAUCGGCUUUUACGCAGCCUACAUGUUCAUACGCAAAAUAUACGCCGCCGUCAAAAUCGACUGAGCUGCAGUCCAAGUUCAUUUUGUUACCUUUGGUUUGUUUGUUUAUUCAUUUUUUUCUUAUUCAUUUUUUUUUUUUUAAAACUUCUGGGUUGGCAAGCAAGCACUGAAACGAGUGUUUCGAGAUGUGUGUGUGUUUGUGACCAUUUCUUUAAGCGGGUUGUGUGCAACUCUGCCCCCUGUGGACUGGAGGAGGAAACAGUUGUUUUGUGCACAGAAAAGUCAGCCGAUCGUUCAGUGGCUCCUCCGCAGAAACAGAGAUUUCAUUGUGUUAAAUUCCAGAAUUGUCUUUUUUUUUAUUAUUAUUAUUUAAUUCUGACUUUCUUGUUGCACACAUCACAUGGGCCAAAGUAUGUGAUAUUUACUUGUCUGUUUUUGGGGUUUUUUUUGUCAUUGGAAUAAGGGUGAGACAGUAAAGAUGGCUAAUAUGAUUAAUAGUAUAUCCUUUUACAGACCAUAGUCAUUUUAAAAAUAUUCUUAAUAAUGUCAUUUGAACCUGCUCCUAAAUAUUUGGUUCAAACACUCAACCUUUGUACAUACGUGUGUGGGUGUGUGUGUGAGAGAGUAGGUGUGUGUACAGCAUGCUGGAGGCAGAAAGAGUGUGAACUGAUGCUAAAAUAUUGUGGCACUGAGAAAAUGAGAUUAAAAUAACAACUUCUUCAUA
Tachysurus vachellii is the source of this 2662-nucleotide messenger RNA. It is a transcript of the gene tm9sf4, whose product is annotated as transmembrane 9 superfamily protein member 4. Lineage: Eukaryota; Metazoa; Chordata; Actinopteri; Siluriformes; Bagridae. Bases 8 to 2002 code for a protein of 664 amino acids. Gene Ontology annotation, cellular component: membrane. The transcript has 18 exons. The record is from RefSeq and is a predicted model, not a curated record. Gene Ontology annotation, biological process: protein localization to membrane.